CGUGACGCGGCGGCAAGGCGGAAGGGGGGGGGGCCAAGAUGGCGGCGCUGGGCCCCGCGCGGGCCGCGCUGAGGGCUCCGCUCUGCGCUCUGCUGUGCCUGGCGCUGGCGGCCGCCGCCCGGGGCAAGCCGAGCCCCGUGAAGGUGCUGUCGGACGGGAUGUGGCGGGAGCUGCUGCACGACGAGUGGAUGGUGGAGUUCUACGCGCCCUGGUGUCCCGCCUGCGAGAACCUGCAGCCCGAGUGGGAGAAGUUCGCCGAGUGGGGAGAGGACCUGGGGGUGAACGUGGCCAAAGUGGAUGUGACGGAGCAGCCGGGGUUAAGUGGGCGAUUUAUCAUCACAGCUCUCCCUACCAUCUAUCACUGCAAAGAUGGAGAGUUCAGGAGAUACCAGGGAGCAAGGACCAAAGCUGCCUUCAUUAAUUUCAUCAGUGACCAGGAGUGGAAAUCCAUUGAACCAGUGUCCUCCUGGUUUGGUCCUUCCUCUUUCCUGAUGAGCAGCAUGUCAGCGUUGUUCAAGUUGUCCAUGUGGAUCAGGCACGGCCAUGGCUAUUUAACAGAAAACCUUGGAAUACCAGUCUGGGGCUCCUAUGCUGUUUUUGGAUUGGCAACUCUGUUCUUAGGAAUGGUCCUGGGACUUAUGAUGGUGUUCCUGGCAGACUGCAUCUGUCCCUCCAAAAGGCACAGACCACCACAGCUCCAGCCUCAGUCAAGGAAACAAGGUCCAGAGCCAGCUCAUCUGCUGAAAAACAGGUAUGAAGAGCAAGAAGCAGAUGAGGGAGAUGUCUCAGAUGAUGCAACAGAGGGAAAGGAGGGGAGAAAGAGAGACUCAUCCCCGGGUGGUGUCCGGCAGCGCCCCGUGCCCAGUGCUGCUCCACUGGAGAAAUCUUAGCUGCAUUUGCACCAGGAUUAGUGCUUGAGUCAGCCACUCAAAGGGAGAUCAAUGUCAAAUCCUCCAGCUUGAAGAGAAGAAUGACUCCUGGCUUGGUAAUGUUGCUGCAUGUCUUGAAUUUGGAGGAAAUAAUAAUAAAAUAAAAAAGCAUCAGGUAUUCCAAAGGAAAACUCGCUGUUGCAAAUAGCUGGAACUUCUCCUGCCUCUGUGCAGAGGAGUGCCAAGGAAUAAUUGCUGUGGCUUCUGGACUGAUUUGUUCCCCAGGGAUUAUUUGGAAGAGAAUGUAAACCAGAGUCAUUCUUCCAUUAGGGAGCAUUAGCAAGGAAAAUGCACUCACCUGGUUCUUGGUUAAACCUCCCAAAAGGUUCCCUGUUCUUAUACUGUUUUUCAGUAUAGAUCUCUCUAGCUGUGCCCUGAAGAAACGCUGAGGGGAAAAGUUCCUUUAGUUAUGGAACUAAAAUUCCUUUAGUUUAGGCUUUUUACAUGACAAAAACUGCUUUGUGCUAUGACAAUGAGAGCUACAACCCCCCCCCCAACCUUUUUUCUUACAAAGAGCUGAUGGAACUUAGCACAAGCACUGUGCAGUGGGAUCCUCUGGCUGACCAGAAACCUGCUGCUUGCAUCCAUUUCUUCCAGAAAAGGCUGUAGAAAACUCUCUGAGCUUCUUGGCAAAGUAGUUUUUCUCUAGCAACAAGUGACAAGCAGCACCUUGAAGUCUUGUCUAGCUCUGUGACUCCACGUGGCAGUAGUUUACAUGCAGGGUUCUCUGUGCAAAUCCUCUCCAUUCCUCCUCCUGGCUGCCAGCAGGACUCUGCUUGUUUUUAAUCCAUCAUUUCUUACUCAAAUCUUGCUGCAAAUCCAUGCAGGCUGUACCUGGCCUGAAGUUAAAAUAACUCCUUUCUAUUUCUUCUACAGAACCUUUUUUUUUUUUUUCCUCCUGUUUUCACAAAACCAUUUUGGAACAUUAAACCUGAAUUUUUUCUUUAAAAAGAAAAAAAGUAGUUUACUCUUGUCUGUAUGGUGUUUGUUUUCACUCUGUAUAGAAAUAAAAAGAAUGCACAUGCCCAUUGGA
Vidua macroura (Pin-tailed whydah) is the source of this 1962-nucleotide messenger RNA. It is a transcript of the gene TMX1, whose product is annotated as thioredoxin related transmembrane protein 1. The transcript is spliced from 8 exons. Lineage: Eukaryota; Metazoa; Chordata; Aves; Passeriformes; Viduidae. The coding region runs from base 39 to 890 and encodes 283 amino acids. The record is from RefSeq and is a predicted model, not a curated record.